Molecule: messenger RNA, 14678 nt
Organism: Toxoplasma gondii ME49
Lineage: Eukaryota; Apicomplexa; Conoidasida; Eucoccidiorida; Sarcocystidae
Exons: 3
Coding region: 3697-12426 (2909 amino acids)
Source: RefSeq, a predicted model, not a curated record
GCGGAUACGAGUGAAGUCUGGGUUUCAAGGGGCGACAACGCACAACCGGAGCUGUGUCUACUUGUAGGUCGUUGUUUACCGAAUCCAAGUUUUGUUGUGUUAUGAGGGCCUAGCCAAGAUGAUAGUUGCCGUGGAAAUAGAAAAGCGGAACACCACGUAUCAAUACGACAAACAUUAUCACGCCGGAACACCCGCUUCCCCCCUUGCGACGCAAAACUCGACCUCCGAGUCCUGUCCUAGUUCACCCGAGGAACACCUACACUCCGACCCUGUGGGGUACGGCUCGAUUUGAUGAUACCGCAUUCUUUCGCCGUGUAGCCGGUAAUUCCAUUUUGAAUUCUGCGACUCCUCAGUUCUGUCCACCAGACCCCUCACCCACUGUGGGACCGUUAGACCGAAACGUCCCCCGGUGCAAAAAGACACCCCCGCAAAGAAGACAGAGUUUCCGCGGCUACCCAGGGAGAUCUGGGUGACGCAGCAAUCCCCGUCGAAGAGAUAAAGGUGGAAAUGUGGCAGAUAUAUGGGGGGUAUCUCCCAUGCGUGACACGCGCCUCUGAAAUUGUGGAGACCAGAAAGUGGGUGGGAAGGGUAAAACAGAGAAUUGUUCUCUUCAAGCGAGCAGACACAAAGUUUACCCACGUGGGCGCGAGAGAGGGGAAAUUGGGCGAGACCGCUGUGGCGGUUAAGGUUUCAGACCCGUACGAGGAGCGGGGGAUGCGGGACUGGUUGCUGAAAGGACUGCGAGUUGGGGCUAAGCACCGGAGAUCCACAUGCUUGUGAGACGCCCUUCUUUGUUACUGUACUUGUUUCACUUGCAGCGGGCUUAUUCCUUUGCGAGGAAGCUUAGUUGUGCACUAAGUAGAGUGAACGGAUUGGGUACGCAUUCAUGUGAAUCUCGCUUCUGUCGUUUAAACGAUCGCUCUCCGGAUAACCGGUAAGACCGAGAUAGGUCACCCCGAGUCUCCGGGUUGCGGUGACGUUGACUGCCACGAGUAACACUGUGAGCAAAACGACCAUACACACGAACUGGCGAAUCUCUUUCCCCGUUCUUUCCAUUUAAUGCGCAGUGUCUUCCCUAUUACGUUUGCCGUUGUCCUUAUAAUCCCGCCUUCUGUCCGUGUUAAGAAGGUUGCCGCGAGGAGACGUGCGAGCGAGGCUAUGUGGGAUAAAACGUGAGACCGUUUCUCUAGUUCUUCUGUCUGAUUGGUUUCCUAUUCGCCUGCCUAGGUGCCGAACCUCACUGGCUCUUCUCCUGAAAAAUGUUCUGUGUUGCUCUUCCUUUUUCUCAUGGCGCCAAGAGAAGCGUAGCUUGGCGUUACAGACCUUUUCUGCCCGCGAACUAGAAAGGCGGGAUCGAGCUGCGCGCGACAAGUAACGCGUAUACCAGUGGCAAGGACUUUGUGUGGCGGCUGUCGUUCCUGGGGAGUGGCGGGUCGUUUUAUUUUUGGGGCUUUUGGGCGAGGAGUUUCGUGUUUUUGGCUUUUCAGCGAUAAGUUAUCGCGGGGGAGGAACGGAGGAAGAGGGAAGGCCCAGGAACUCGAGGGCAAAGGCCGAGACAGGCGUGAGGGACCUGCUGCGUUUUUUUGUGAAGUCUCAGACCCGCCGUUCGUUUUUUCCGCAGCAACCGAGAUCUAGGAGAAAAAACGCAGUGGUGGCUCCCGCUCCAGCAGGUAAAGCGGAGCUGAGAGUGCCUUUUCGUCUGGUUGGUCCUCAAAUAAUAGGCCGAAUACGCUGAGCUGGACAAACCAUGAUAGUCGCAAAAACGAGGGGGACGCUGUGUUGCCAGAGUUUCUUGCCUGCGCUGUGACGCCGCGCUUGUCUGGUUCGUUGACCAGCACUCCUUUUAAUUUCAAACCAAGGGAGACGGGUCGCUUUCCGUCCCGUAUCUCCCUUUGUCUAGUCUCUUUUCCCGUCCACACAUCUGUCCUUCCUGGCGCUGCCGUCUCUCUUCGGGAACUCAGUUCCACGCGGCAGGUGUUUCAGGGUCAGCAGGUGACGGACGCGCUCUAAACUCUCCCCAACUGCGCCUGUCGCGCGAAUUUCUUUUUCUUUUUCUCUCCUUUUGGUGUCUCCACGUCCUUCUCUCAGUCCGUCUCCUCUGGGACAGACUCUUUUGUUCGUAAACCAAGUUCUCUCUGCUCGGCGGGAAGGACAGCGAUCUCACAUCUCGGGUGUAUAUCCAGCGCGAUUAUCGCGACUCGAGCAACGACGUGGCAGGAAACGCAGCUCAUUCUGUCCUUUUUGAUAGGCAGGGAGCCCCCUCCGAAAAACAUUUUCGAGCUGAACUGAACGUGGUCUUUCACCGCUAGCUGCUGAGGACCUAGUGUCACCGUUUGAGCGUCCUUGCAGUUCCGUUUUUUCUUCCGAACCGAAGACUGUUUGGCACCACGGCAAAAAAUCCGUCGCUUGCUUUAGUUUGUGCCUGUUCCGUGCUUCACCGUGUCCUCCCAUCCUCAACAUUUGUGGCGUUUGUGUCGCAAAUCCCGUCGUUUUUGGUUGCUGUCACGCGACCAACGCGUUACCGAGGUAGGCUCUCUCUUCUCCACGACAACCUGGCAGUUAGGAGUCUUUUUGACCAGCACACGGUCCGAUCUUUUUUCAGUGACUUCCAACAAAUCAAAGGAAAGUUUGGCGGCUUUCUUCGACGAAGCUCAUUCGUCCGUUUCCACCAUCUGAGUGAACAAUCGGCCGCGAUCGCGAGCUUUGGAACGUCAUUUGGGUCCUUAAUCCGCUACCGGUUCAGCCUAUCUGUGUGUGUCGAAUCUCAUGUUCAAGAAUCUUACGGUUUUUGGAGCGCAUUUGUGGAGGACGCCUCCGGUAGUUCCCUCGCAUUAGCAGUUAGCACGCUCGAACGACAGGGCAACGAACUCCGCGAGGCGGCGUUUCUGUUGAGGUACGUUGUCGCCGUCUGAGUGGGCAGGCAUCUCGUGCGGGAGGACUGAUUCCUACCUGGGUGUUCACUGCGAACAAGACUGUCGGUUCCGAGGACAUGUCGCGUGGCUUUUACUGGAGACCUUCUGACGUCGACGGUCAGGCAUUGUCCCCCCAUCUGAAGAAUCGCGACGCGGCGACGAGGCUUCGCAUAUUCGAAUCUUGUGGGGCGAGUCAGCUUUUGUUUCCGUACAUUUUGUUGAGGGUCGUAUUCGGCAUUUUUGAAACCGUCUCGUCUGUGCGUUCCGUAAUAAUUAUCGCCGGAUUAUUCCUGCGUUCUUGGCGUGGUAUGUACUUGUCUCUGUGCCCCAGUGAACACUUGUGUAUUUCUUCCUUUUUCGAGUAGAAGCUGAACGGAGAGGCACUUCCUGUCUUUUCUCCAUCGAUAUUCUCUUCCCUUCUUCGGCGCUUUUUCUUCAGAGUAGAGCCUCCUUACGUAUCGGGGGACGCCGCGCGUUUCCUUGCGACAGCCUUCGUUUUGGGACAUCUGCUCAGGCGCUCUGACGCACUUCGCGGAUUGUUCUUGCUCUAGUGGUCCGGCGUAUCAUCCCCGGCCGUAACGCGGGGUGCGUGGGGCCAUUUCCGUCGAGCCGCAGCCCGUUCUUCGAGAAUUGAUCUCCCUCGUCUGUGCCUUCCCCGGACUGAGCACGUUCAGCGCUGGACACGCUCCUGGUCUGUGUGGAGGCUGCCGUUUCUCCCGGUUGGCGUUAGUUGAGGUACGGGCAUCUCGGCGGUCUUUUUCGUGUGGUGCGUCUGGCAUCGUCAAUGGAGGAGAAACGCGACAUCGGCUGCGUCCCGACUCGAUUCCAGCCACUCGCCGUACCGUCCUCUGCUCCGCCCCGCGUCGCCUCAUCGGCUCUGUGGCCCACGAGAGAGCAGGACGACCAGCCUUCCACUUUUUCCGUGUUUCCCCCGCGGCUCAGAGCACGCUGCGAACGUGUCCGCGCGAAGACGCCCGACUCUGGAGCAGAGGGGAGCGCGUCUUUUGACCAGGAUUUCUCGUUUCUGUCGUGUCUCAAUCAGUCCUUCACCACGCAGGCGGGACCAGGCCUUCAUCUUCGUGAACCGUAUCCAGAGGGGAAAGACGCUAACUUCAGUCACUCGAAACUUCACAUGCUUCUGGCGACUGAUCAGGACUCGGAAGAAGGACUUGAAGCUUUGAAGAUCGCAGGACCCAAGCGAGCGAGACGGCGUUGCGGCGUCGAAGCCGGGGAGCCUGGGGAUAUCCUUUCUGGGCGAAACACCUCCGCGAGUACGGAACGCUUCAGAUCAGAGCUCCGCCGGCGGUCGAGCCAGCCGACUCCACACCAGGAGGAUAAGCAGAUAACUCGUUUGGAGGAGCGGACCGCGGGGAACACGAGGGAUGUUCACUCGGGGAAAAAACCGGACGGGAACGAGGGAUCAUCUAUUCAGGAAAGCCGAGCAGGAACUCCAAGUAGACGUUCUUGCAAAAACACAGACAGUCCACAGGUACUGAGUGGAAGACAGGAACAGGAACGAGAAACUCAGGAGGAGACGUUUCCUUUGGGGAAACCAACUUUACGCGCGGGCCAAAGUAGACGUGUAGAGAAUCGAAGAGAGGCGCCGGUCAGAAAUCGAGAAACUAGACCGGCAUUUUUUUUGCUGGCAGCAGGUGCCUGGAUCUCUGCCCACUCGCGCGGUGCGCCGACGCCUGCUCCAGGCGGCCGUACACCUAACUUUGCAGCUGCGCCGUUCGCAGUCCCUCUCGUCCUUCCCGCGAUCACUUCUCUGGUUCCUCGUCCCGCACAUCCCGGGUACGCCGGCCCGCUUGCGUUCGCUGCGUUGGAUUUUGAUUCUCUUCCCGUAGCCGGCCUCGUUUCAGAGUCGGCCGCGGCGAGACUUCAGGACGUUGAUCGUUCUCUGCCUUGCCGCCUCUGGGGCCGUUGUCUCCGAGAGCGUUUCUCACCAGGAGGUUCACCGCAUCGCCUACCCCUCCUUCCGCCGUUCUGUGGAGUUCCGGUGGUCCGCCCGCACUCCCGGUUUUUCCCUCGACCUAUCCUUCCGCUUCCGGAACUGCGUCCACUGCAGCGGCGCGUAAGUACACCCCGUCUGUGUACCUGCCGCGCGCCUCUUCGGCCUUUUUGGACAACUUGUCGAACCCCGUUUCCGCUACCCUUUUCACGGAUUCCGCUAGCCCCCAUUUCUCUGGUUUUCUUCUCCAUUCGGGGCCAGAUCUGCAGACACUGCGUGGAACCGCAGGCUGCACAGGCCUCAGUUUCGACCGGACCGGUGACCGUUCUUGUCUCGUGUUGCAUGCCGCCCCGGCAGGGUCACUCCACGGACCGCCCUACGUUACUGGCACGAGACCCGGUGCCAGCUUCUGUAGGGCUUCCAGACCCGGAGCGAAGGAUCCGGGGAGUCUCGGCGUCAAGAGCGACUCCCACAAGUUCUUCGGCUUUCGCGAAUUCGUGGCGGAGUCAUUCGUCGUCUCUCUUCGGGCCUCCAGCCUCCAGGGCACUUCCACGCGUCCGCGAGACGCGAGACCCUCUCUCUCCCUCCGGCUCCCCACCUCUCUUCGCGACGGAGGAAAUCCAGACUUUCACAGCGGCGCGUCCGGAGAGCUUCGGCGCGGCACGCGCUGUCCCCUUUCCGUCGCCGAGAGCGCCUCCUGGCGUGGCGCUAAAUCCGCCUUUUCCCAAUCGGCCCUUCCCCGACAGGCCCUUGCCCGAGCCUCCCGCGACGCCGCUCCCUUCCGGAGCGCAGCCUAGCCGCCCCUGUUCAUUUGCAGCACCUGGGGUCGGCGCAGGUUCCUUCCCUCCCUUUCUGGUAAAAACCCAGCCGUUUCCGGGGGACAGAGGUGCAUCUCCGUGUGUCCGUCCGGGGGACUGGGGAGCUGCGCCGGUCGACAGUGUAGCCUUUUGGGGGGCGAGAGGCCCGCAACCGGCUUGGGGCGUGCCCCCUUUCUGGCCCAGAACCCCCGGGGGCCAGGCACCCUCGCUUCGGUUCGGGCACGCAGGCCCAGAGCACGGAGGUGUCGCUCGGCUGAGGGCCGAGGCAGCUCAGCGCGAUUCCGCGCUGCAGGACGUGAGAGGGAUCACGUGGACUGGAGGCUCAGCGAGCGGCGGCCCUCUGCCGCCUCCGCCCGUGUAUCCUGGCGGCGCCCAACCGAGCUGGACUUUUCCUUCGAAGCCAGGAGGUGUUUCAGCAGAGUUACCGCCUCUUCGGGCGUCGCUGGGGAUCCCGCUCGGUGACGGGCAUGUGGUUCCAGAAACGGCGUUCCCCCCUUCCGUUUGCACCACGCUUGAUUGGCAAAACGAGGCGAGCUUGCGUGUGAACGGAACCGAGGGCUCUGUGACGAAUCUGGGGCUCGUGGCCUCGAGCGCGACCUGCGUCAGAGGGGGAUACCUUGCGCCUCAUUUCCGACUUUGGUAUCUUGCCUUCGAGCGUUUUCUGUGCCUUUCGGACCCCUCUCGGGCCCGGCGGACCCUGGGAAAGACAGCUCUGUGGGGUCACUUGGGAUUGAAAGAGACCCUCCAGCCAGGGGUCUCCGCGCAGGUUGAGCCGUCGACGACCCGCCAGCUUCAACCCGAAGCCCGAGAGACAAGUCUGCAGGACGCAGAACCGCAGAGAAAAAGUGACGCCCAGACACUCCAGAACGAGAAGGAAAGGGAGGUGCUCUCGAGGGAGGACGAAUCACUAGACUCGCAGGGAACCUCGUGCCGCGGAGAAAAACUGCAGCGGAGAGUGCGAGACAGUCAGGCGGGGUGGGGCGGAGAGAGCCAAGAACCCGGGACCCCUAGACAGGCCGCUGGCGAGGCACUAAGCGAGAGGGCGGCUCUCAGGCGGGGCAGAAGUGAGACGCGACGGCGCCGACCCGCGCGGGAGGGACCGGGAGGCAACGCUAGGCGGAGGAGAGCAGCAAGAGGACAGGAUUGUCGUGGUGAGCUAAAAGAACGAGUAGAAGACUCCUCAGAGAGCGAGGGGGUGCCCCGUCGUUUCUUCGGCCCGGGAUUGCCAGGGAACCUGUCACCGCGACCGCCACAGCCUGCGUCCUCUCCGGAGCCACCGCCUCUUCUCUCUCUCCCGUCGCCGCUCUGUGCCUCGGGAAGAUCCAAGAAGGACAAACGCAGGCUCUCGAGUGACAGUGAGACGUCCCAUAGCGACUCGUGGGUACCUUGUGUCGUCGACGGACUAGGCGAAAGACGCAUUUCGUUUCGCGCACCAGAGGCCCACCGGGUCGCCUUCGAUCUCUGCGGGAGACUCGGGAACGGGAUGAUGCAGGUGGCGCAGAACGACCGGCUUUCGACACCAGCGUCUCGUGUUCACUCUCCGCCUGCGAGUGCUCGUCUAAGUUCGUACGGAGGCGGAGGGGCGGUUGCACCUAUUCGCGAUUUCUCUUCCUGCCCUGCACCCCAUCCCGUGGCCGCGCCUCAGCCCCUGCGUGAAGUCAGGCCUCAGGCGCAGCGACCACCUGUCUCCCUUCGGGCCCAAGAGGCGACAAGAGCGCGGUUGUCGGCUGCGCAGUCUGGGUUGGUGCCAGAGAGAGUUCGUGGAAAUUUGGCAACUGGCGUGGAGCCAGGCCGUGACUUACAUGGAAGGGCGCUGACUGGACCCCAGCCGUACGCCACGAGUAUUCCUUUUUACCAUCCCGUCUCCCAAGCAUCAGCGUACGACCCCAAGAACGACACCCGUGCGUACUACGCGACCCUUCAGCGCGUCGGUGCGUCGCCUGCUUCCCUGUCGAAUCUUCAGGGCGCGACCCUUUGUCCCGACGCUUCCUUGUGGCGAGCAGGUCCCGACAGAGGCGGUGUCGAAGUCUGCGGGCCUCGUCCUGGCUUUCGGGGUGCGUUUCCGCAGCACACGCUGCCAGUCCCUCAGGCUUCGACCCUCGCCUCAGCGUCGGCUUCGAGAGGCGUCCCUGUCCCGUCGCCGCGCCGCAGCAGUUUCACGUUGUCUCAGUCUAGAGGGGGGCCUCUGGGGCCGGGCGGAGGAGACGAGGUGCCGACGCAGACCCCCAGGGACUCGUCCCGCUCCUCCGCUGCCCCCGACCACGUCUCAUUUCCCUUGUCUGGCCCUCCCUUGCGAGGCAUGUCCUCCGUUUCGUACGCUGCCGUGCCGAACGGACGGGGCGUCGUCUGCCAGGCGAUGUCUCCAGGUUUAGGAGGCGACGAAAAUCUCGGGACAGAAGGCCCUUCGUCCGGUGUAGUGGAGCGCUUGCCGCCCCCUGGGCCUGGGCGGAGGCGGCCGGCCUCGACGGGGCCCACCCUGGAUCUCCGUUGUGGCAGCGGUCGGCACGGGGCGGUCGUGCCAGGGCUUUGGGUCCGGGGGCGAACGACGAGACAGUCUGGGCGAAGACCAGACCAGCGCGGUGCCGACAGCGGCGCCAGGCCGAGGGACACUCGCCCCGAAAACGGGUCGCGAGCACAGGCACCUAGCGAGGAAGGUGGAAACGAGAGAGAACAAGAAGAGUUGGAGCAGGACGAGAGCGACCGGCUAGAGGGCGACGGCGAGGGGGGUCAAGCGAUGACGGGUGGCCGGAGUGGAGAGAAGAAAGGCCGCUGGUGUAACGAGCACCCGACGGAGGUACCCCGUGCGACACAGAGACGCGCUGGGGAUGUGAAGCGCGACGUCGAGGCCGACGGGGCCGAGGAGUCGAGCGAGAAGACACAUGGCCCCCGACUGAAGGGCCGGUCUGGAAGUUCGGCCGCAGGCCCGGCCUUGAAGCGACAUCGUGUCGCAUCGGAAGCGGUGGAAAAGACACCUGAGGCGAAUAAUGGGGGCACGAGGCACAGGGAUGUCCCUGUGAUUGUGGACGACUCUGACCGUUCGUGUCGCCAGGAGGCGAGACAGCAGCGAGCUGGAGUGCCCUCGCCCCCGGGUCGGGGCGAGUCUGCUGUGCAACUAGGCAGAGGACGCAACAGUCGUCCGAUCCGCGUCUCCGGGUUAGUCGAGCUGGUGGAGCCUGAGAGCGCGGGCUGGGGAGGAGGCGACGGUGGAGGCAGAAAGAGGGACGAAGACCCGAAGAGAGGCGAGCACGAAGGGCUGACCCAGAGGCCCAGACGCCACGGCGAAGCCGGAAAGGGGACACUCGAAGAUCAGAUAGAACACACAGGAUUCCUCAGUUCAAGCCCCACAGGCGCUGGAGGUCUGGAGGCGACCCUUCCGGGGUUCGUGCUCGGAGGUGCCGGCAGGAGACCGAGGGGCACGAGCUCAGAGGGCCCCUACAUUGGCGCAGUGGGUGUUUCUUCCGCGACCCUGGACGGGCGACGGUACGGCGGAGUCGAAUGCGGGGAAGGAACGCCAUCUGCUGGAGACAGUGGCCCACGCGGAGGCGCCAGAGGGGGACCAAAGGGUGGGCCGAUGUCGCUGGUUGCUUUUUCAUUUCUGGCACCCCAGCAGGGCAUGUCGGAACACUUCUGGAAACAGAGUUUCGAAGUCAUCGACCACUGGCGCGCUGCAGACGAAGACGCAGAAGAGGAAAAGAUCUUCACGUUUGCGAGUUCCGUGUCGGUGGGACCCCUCGGGGACUGUGGGGGAGGGGCCGUCUGCUCGGCGUCGCCAGGUGGGUUGUGGGGGACGGGGAGGGCGAGCAGUUGGGGAACGAAGGAAGAAGCCAGUCCAGCUGACGCCUCCCGGUUCCCGGUUUCCUCUCCAGUCUCUGGCUGCGGUGGCUGUUCCUCCUCGACGCUGGCGCACUGCGGAACUCCGGGGACACCCGCGGGCGUAAGUAGCGACCGGAACGGGCUCAGCGCCUCACCCGAGACCGGGAGACCAGGUGUCUCCUCGCCGAGGGCGGUGCCCGUGUCUGCAGCAGGCGCAGAGUCGCUUCGUCCGGCGUUUGGGGCAACGGUGGGUGCUUUGGACGACGAGGAAAAAGGUGUGACUCUGUUAUCGCCUCCGACAGGCGGGACAGUUGGCCCUGGACCGUCGUGUGGGCCAAAGCCUCUGGCCGCCGGGGUUCAAGCGGGAGGCGCGAGGCUGGUGUGUUUGCCUUCGCUUUGCCAUCCAGCUCGAGGCGGCCCCGUCUCGACCCAACAGAUGAUGGCGAAUUCGCUUUCGUUGCUCCCAGCGUUCUCGCCUAGCGCUCUUCAAGCAUGCGGGUUUUCCAUGCCGGGUAUGGGGCCUGCCGGAGUCGGCGCCUUUUCUUUCGCGCGCCCAGGCCAGGGCGUGAACAACGGGACGCAGAUGAUAACGGUGUCUCUUUUCCCCAAGGAGUGGCUGGGACGCAACGGCCGGCUGUGUCGCCGCAGCGGCAUGCUGAAGGGGUGUCUCCGGGCCUUGCGGGAUGUGAAUCUCUUAGAGGAAGACAGCACGCUCUACGUGGAGGCCCCUCUGCUGUUGACUAGGCCGUCGCCGAACGGCGGAGACGGACGGCUCCUCAUUCCGCGCCACACCAUCACACUCAGGAUCGACCAUCCGUUUCCCGCGUUCAUUUCGUGCUCACGACCUUCCAACGGAGACCACAGGGCCUGCCUCCAGAACCGAAUUCCAGGGUGCGUCUGUCCUUCGUGCAGCGCGUACGUGGCCCCACCUGUUUUCGACUCUGCACAAAACAGCUGUGCAAGCUCACUCUCGACCGCCUCGACGUCCACGCAUGGAAGCAGCUCGAGUUCAGCGCGACGCAAUCCCCGAGCCGGGGUCAAGGCCCGAGCACGCGAGGGAGGACCUGACGGACGGGCGGACGCAGGCGAGACGGCGGGAGAAGAAAAGGGCAGGAACGACGCUUCGGGGCGCCGUGCGUCCUUUCCGGACGCUCCGCAGCUGGGUGAUGGGUCCAGUUUGCUGCCGUCCCAGGGACAGGAAGAAGGCAACAGGUCGGGCGCUGAGAGAGAAGAGACAGCCGAGGCGGACGACCGAGAAGGAGGCCCACGCGACUCGCCGGGGGGCCUCGCGACGUCGAAUCCGCGGGAGCCACGGGCGGAGCUGAUGCGCUCAGGAAGCGGCGGCAACCCGACCUCCAGUUUCAACGCCGCAGCGUCUUUCGGGGUUCUCUCUGGAGUCCUGAGCGACGCCUUGGCUGCAGUCGCUUCGGCUUCUCCUUUGCCGUCCCGGGGGGCAAGCGCGGGCUUUCGCCCUGCGGCAUCCUUCCGCACUUGGCAGUCGUCGCCGUUAACUGGGCGCGGGACGACGCCGCCGGCGUCCGGGGCGAGCGACCGUCGGACGUUGGGAUCUAAAGUCGAGAACGAUGUGUCUUCUUCAAGGGCGAGGGCAGGAGACCGUGCAUACGUUGGCAGGGGCCGGACCGGAGAGCCGCCUGGAGGUCCGGUUGCAGGCCACCGAGACAGAACCCUCGAGGCGACGGACAGUUCGAGUGGGUCGACGCCCAGCAGCUACUGCGGGAGCAGUCGGACGACGAGCGCGACGUCAGUUUCAUGCGCCGGAGGAAGUCAGUGCACAGGGUGUACCUCGAAUUCGGAGGCGACACUCGCAAGCUGCAGUGGAGGCUCCGCUCUCAUCCAGGGGCCCUUUCAACAUCACAUUCUCGUGCGGUCGAAGCCUGCGUAUCUGCUGCUAUGGAGGUACGGGGAAAGGGGGACGAGCCAGGACCCAAAACGCAAGUGGUACGUGGUGACUCCGAUGUUCGUCCGAACCAAAUGGUUCGGUAGAUGCUUCGAAUUCUACAGCCGAUUCCAGCAGGGACAGCUCGAGAAACACAAACUUCUCGUCGUCGACGCCCUCAACCGCGUCUCUCCAAAGCGGGACGCCAUCAUUCAGGCUUGGUGUCUAGCUGGCUGCCUAGAGGCCACGCUGAAGGAACUCGGCGUUGACUACCAGGUUCGGGAGGUGACUGAGGGCCCCUGGCAAGGGUUUCCGGAGCCGACAUUGACUGAUGAAGACCAAGUGAUUGAAGGGACUCUACAAUUGGUGACGGACCCGAUCGACGAGUUAGAGACCUCGUACUCCAGUUUGCUUUCCGAGAUCUCUGCGGGGGUGGGAGCCUUGAAUUCCGCGCCGAGCGGAUUCUCUUCCUCGUUCCUGUCUCGUCAGCAUUCGGAAGCACUCCAGAGCAAGACCAACGAUGCGGGGUGUCCUCCAGCGCCCUUGCCCGAAGGUGGGGUGUAUGGGCGGAACGUGGUCUCUUCCUCGCUGUCUCCCCUAGGCGUACUAUCCUCUCCCCUUGCCUCUUCCCUGGGAGCAGGCAGAGUGCAGGGGCGACUGGGAAUCUCUUCUGGAGCGUGUUACGGGCGCGUAAACGGCGGUCCGACUGCGGGUGGCGUCCAGCGCUCUGGACGUACACUGCCGGAGGGGAGCACACCAGAAGACGAGGCGGGAGAGCAGGGUCGGAGGGAGAGAGGAAGCGAGCCGCAAGAUUGUUUAGACAGCCGGGGCGCGAAACGCAGAAGAGAGGAAGAUCCGCGAGGGGACGGUUUAGGGCAGGUUCGGGAGCGAGAGGCAAAGGAAGGCAGAGAUCAACUGGAAGAGAAAGAGAGGACAUUGCACACGAGACUCCUCGCGUCAGGGGGAUGUGCACCUCUCGACUCUGCACAACGCUCACAACCUCUCCACACACAGAGGACUGUCGUCAGGGAGUGAAGGGAGAGAAUGUGGGGCGGCAGAAGGGGAAGGGGAGGUUUGAAAGGAGGAAGAAGAGGAACCGGCAAAUUGUUCGAGUCACCAGGGUGCUGUCGGAGAAGUCGCAACGAAGGGACCGAUAGCAUCUCGCUGAGUCUCGAAAUUUGCAGAACACGCAGCAACAAGAGAGUGUGUGCCUGCACGACUGUAUGCGACAAUGGAGUGGGGUUUUUCGGUGGUUUUUGAGUUUUUGCCUGUUCGGCAUGGACUGAACCUCGUCGACAACUGCAGCGGCGAUCUCGCCUGCGUGCGCGUUGCAGAAUCUGCUGUAUGCUUCAUUUCUAUUUAUUUUUAUACCGAUGUACAACUGCCUGUGUGGAAAGCUCCAUCCAAGUCUAGUAGACCAAGCGCACUGGAUGGGAAGGAACUACAAACGCAUGUGGUGUCGACCUUUCAAGCGUGCUUCCAGUUGAGGAGGACAAGAUUCGAGGCUAUGGCCUCUGUGCAGAACCCGAGGACAGCUAGAGGAAGGGAGUUUGUUCGUGCUGGGUUUCCCUUCUCUUUAGCUUUUCUCUUAAAACUCCGACGCGUCACCUGAUGUAUGAGGCACCGACACGUGCGUAACCCCCCUUUUCGUGACAGGAUAUCGUGGAGUUACAAGCGGUCAUGCUUGUAUGCUUGCAGCUGCAUACAAAAAUGUGGCAGAAUACGUAUAUAUAUAUAUAUAUAUAUAUAUAGGUAAAAGCGGGCGCGUGAGUGUGUAUACUUUUUUAUGUCUUUGUACAUCUGUGCAUGCAAACUUUAUUCACUGGAAACGUAUAAACACACACACAUGUGUGUGCGUCUGCAUAUGUAUUUGUGUAUGAACUGGAGGAAAAACUAGAAAAGGAACAAGGCAUCUUGCCUCUUCUCGGCACUGCCUGACUGAAGCCCAGAAAGGAAAAAGUUUCGUUUCUGGCCAAGUGACCGCGGUGGCAUUUUCUAGAGUCCUUUUCUCUUCGUUCCGCGUCAUUGACCCGCCUGUCGUCUCGUCACAUUCUUGCUGCGUACACAGAAGGGUAAAUAAGGAAAUGCCGAACUGCACUUCUGUAUCCACGAACACGUGCGCGUCUUUUCGUGUGUAUUUUUAUGUACAGAUUUUGGGUCUGUGUGAUGUCUCGGUGUGGGGGGUGUCUGCGUGAGGCCCUGGAGAGUGCGACCGUAUGAGAAAACGCGGCUUUUGUGCGUUCCCAUGAUUCUUGUCGUUGGCCUCUCGUCCUUUUUUACGAGUCUGGAGCUCUAGAAGAGUCCACGGGGCCGUCGGCUAUCAGGAUCAGAGACAGGAGGUCGCGUGGCGCGGAAACAAAUCAAGGAGUUGAAAGUCUGGAGUUUCGUGACUGUUGCACAGACUGGUUCUUGCCUUUGCUUUCGCUGUGAUGGGCGGAUCUUUGACUCAGCGUUCUUUUGGAUUCUCAUGAUGGUUUUCCGUGUUCUGUCCAUCCCCCUGUAUACUACGUGCCCCCAUUUUUUCUCACUCGUCUAUAGUUGUACUUCCACGGUUGCGGGCCCGUGUUUGCGGCCGUGGUCGCCUCUUUCCAUUCUUCGUCUUUUUGGUGCCUUUUCUCCAUAUCGUUUUCCCUCAAGUGCAUCCUUAGCAUCGUCCCUGCUUUCCCCGUUUCUCUCGAGCUGUCACGUUUUUUUUUGGCAAGAGACAACUUUAGGGUUUCGUCUGUAGGGGCAGCAAGACACGGCCAUGACGCGACCGUGAGGGUGUGAAUGCGGGGCUGAGGAAAAUCGAAAGGAGAAAACAGGGAAAGAAAAGCGCAGGUGGGAGACGAGGGGAGAGACGGGAGCCGUAUGUGGUGGAACGGAGAAGACAGAAAUGCUGUUAAUUUCCAGUUCAUCUUUUGUGCCGUCGCAAGAGGAGUGUCAGAUACAGAGGAGCAGAAAGGGGACAGUACGGAAACCCAUUAUGUUUUGAUGUUUCAUGUCCGUUCUUCCGAUAUCCUCGUUUGAAGAACAGCAAACGUUUUUUUCCGAGAGAAAAUGCCUGCCGUCCGAUCAUUAACGCUGUUGCCGUAACAGGCGGUUUCUAUGCGAAGGGUCGUUCCGCAUCUUCCAUGUGGGGCGCGGAAGAAACGAAAAACAUAAGCGACCACACAGUACGUGCUUUAAAAUGCGAUUGCAUGCGAAGAAAAUUGUAUUUCUAUACUCGGCAUAUCUGUAAUGCAUUUGCGCAUAAGAAUACGUAGGAUUAGAAACCUCUACUAUUUGUAACUCAUGCACACGUACUG